This is a messenger RNA of Erythranthe guttata (spotted monkey flower), 2571 nucleotides long. Its product is annotated as putative lysine-specific demethylase JMJ16. Gene Ontology annotation, molecular function: histone H3K4me/H3K4me2/H3K4me3 demethylase activity. The record is from RefSeq and is a predicted model, not a curated record. Gene Ontology annotation, cellular component: chromatin; nucleus. Lineage: Eukaryota; Viridiplantae; Streptophyta; Magnoliopsida; Lamiales; Phrymaceae. Gene Ontology annotation, biological process: chromatin remodeling; regulation of gene expression.
CCUCGUUACCCAGAAGUUCUUAUUCCCCAGCCGAAAACACGGUGCUAAUUAUUAAUUUCUUAUCACUACAAAUUAUUGUUCAUCGGAUUCAGUUUUUUUUCUAUUUAAUUUUUGUAAAUUAAAGGCGAUCUCUCGCAGUUGGUGAACUGUAACGAAUUUUCAGUUUUGUUGAUGGAACUUGUUUGUGCAGUUUGCUGAUCGUGAUUAAUUGGUGAAACCGGGUUAGAUCGCCGGCUUAAUUUUGUGGUUCUGGUGUUUCUAAUCCUGGAAGAGUUUGAUUUCCGUCGAAUUUCAGCGUAGUGGGGCUGGAAACGGAGAGUUGAUGGGGAAAAAGCGAUCCAUAAAACAUGUUAACUAUGAAGAGAACCUCUCAGUUCCGCCUGGAUUUGCGUCACUCACGGCACUGACAUUGAAGAGGAUGGUGGCUGUUCGGGAGUUUAAACCAGGGCUUAUAGGCGCUCCUCUUAGCGACUCGGACAUUCACAAGUUUAAAACCUCAUUUGUGCGAAAACCGUGGAUAUGUCACGACCAGUUUGAUAAUGUUCCACCGAAGUGUGACUCUGAACAGUCCAACGUUGACAUGAAAGAUCCACUUACUUCUUCCCUUCCCAAAGGAGUGAUCCGGGGAUGUGCAAAUUGUCACGACUGUGUGAAGGUCACUGCCAGGUGGCAUCCCGAAGAGUCACACUUGCCUGUGCUUGAUGACGCACCAGUAUUUCGACCAACCGAAGAGGAGUUCAAGGACGCUCUCAAAUACAUAGCCAACAUACGCCCAAGAGCGGAGAAUUACGGAAUAUGCCGCAUUGUUCCACCUUCUUCGUGGGAGCCUCCAUGCCGCCUUCUUGAAGAUAAAUCGACAUGGGAAGCUUCAAAAUUCAGCACUUGUGUUCAAAAAAUAGAUGGGCUGCAAAGUCUGUAUCUGAAGAGAAAACAAUCUAGGUUACACGAGAAGAGGGAAACUAAAAUGCAAAUAGUUGCAGCAUGUGAAAUUGAGUCAGCUGUUGAACGUGUGGCAGACUCUGAGGAAGCCAAAUCGAUUGGUUUGACCUCUGAAUUUGAAUAUGGGCCCGAGUUCACCCUGAAAAGCUUCAAAAAGUAUGCUGACGAUUUCAAGAUGCAGUACUUUCGCGAAGACGGCGAGUUAAAUGAUGCCGAUCAAGAUCAAGGGGAACCGCUGAUUGCAAGAAUUGAAGGUGAGUACUGGCGAAUAAUCGAGAACCCAAGUGAAGAAAUAGAGGUGCUCUAUGGUACUAAUUUGGGAAGUGGAACCUUGAAAAGUGGUUUUCCCGUCACUGCAAAAAAUAUAGCUAUAUAUGAUAAAUAUGUUGAUUCUGGUUGGAACUUGAAUAAUAUUCCCAAAGUCUUUGGUUCUCUUCUUCCGUUUGGAUGCUACAACAUUUCUGACAUUUCAGUUCCUCAAUUGUUCGUUGGGAUGUGCUUUGCAUCUCAAUGCUGGAGAGAUGAAGAUCACCACUUAUAUUCACUAUCUUACUUGCACUUAGGCAACCCUAAAGUAUGGUACGGUGUCCCAGGAAGGUAUUACUUCAAGUUUGUGGAGGUUGUGAAAAAGCUUUUUCCGCAGCUAUUGAAGAAUCCCAAGUUGCUUCCUGAGCUUGUCAGACAAUUCUCGCCCUCUAUGCUAAAGUCCGAGGGUAUACCCGUGUAUCGAUGUGUGCAGAAUCCGUUAGAGUUUGUUGUCAUCUUCCCUGAGGCUUACCAUUCAGAAUUUAGUUGUGGCUUUAAUUGUUCGGAAUCAGUGCGUUUUGCUCCCUUUGACUGGUUACCUCAUGGACAGAACAUAGUAGAACUGUAUGCUGGAUACUGUUUAAAGACUUCCAUCUCCCACGACAAGCUGCUGCUUGGAGCAGCCACAGAAGCCGUGAGCGCGCAAUGGAAAUUUUUAGCGACAAAAAAAGAUUCCUCAAACUAUCAACUAUGGAGAAGCGUGUUAGGCAAAAAUGGGAUCUUAACAAGGGUUUUUAAGUCACGUGUGGAAAAUGAAGGCAUAAAGAGGAAACACCUCUGCAGUGUGCCCUCAUCGAAUAAUACAUCCAUGGAUGUAUUCGAUUUUGAUUCGAAAAGGGAAUGCAGCAUAUGCUUGUACGAUCUACACCUUUCUGCGGUGGGAUGUUCGUGUUCCCCAAAUAGAUAUACUUGCCUGCGCCACGCAAAGCAGCUCUGUUCUUGUGCUUGGUUUGCCAAAUCUUUUUUCUUCAGGCACGAACUCACCGAGUUAAAUCUCCUGGUCGAGGCUCUUGAAGGGAGUCUAGAAGCAAUUCAUAGCUGGGCGAAGAGGAAGAAGCUUCAACCAGAUUUCAUCAUCGGUUCAAGAAUCUCUAGUGAUUCUCCGUACAAACUAAAUGCGACACCUUCGAACAAAAGCCUUACACCAAUUCCAGUUCAAGACGUUGUCAUUCUACUUAGCGAUGACGAGGAGGUACAAUCUUGAGUCUGUAAUUACAUUUGUACCCUUGAUUUAAUUCGUUUGUUUGCGAAAGAAUUCGAGCGAAUUCGGAUAACGAGAACUAAUAAACGAUUGGCGAAUAAACAAUACUCUUUGUUUUUGUUUUU